AUGCAGACCAGAAGGCCUCCGUUAGAAGUCGAGUCUUUGCUUUUCUCAGCAUUCGGGGGCCCGGCGGCUCCUGGAAGUCGUUAUCGUGUGUCCUCCCCCACGCAGAAACAAAGGCCUCAUCAGGACGACCACCUGUGGUGGACCACACCCGAUUGCUGUGCCCCUCUUUUUUUUGUUUAUUUUUUAUUUUUUGGGGAAAAAAACUUGUCUGAAACGCUCACGAUGGAAGCCCGAGGAAAGUAUGACUUUUCAGCAACAGUGGACGAUGAGCUCAGCUUCAGGAAACAUGACAUAUUAAAGAUUAUAAGUCUGGAGGAGGACUGGUGCAAGGCCGAGAUGAAUGGACUGGAAGGAUUUGUACCCAAAAACUACAUCGAGAUGCAGACUCCAGGACAUGAAAACGACGUGCAGCACUUCAAAGUGAUGCGGGACAACAAAGGCCAGUACUUCCUGUGGUCUGAGAAGUUCACCUCCCUCAACAAGCUGGUGGAGUUCUACAAGAGCAACUCCAUCUCCAAAACCAGGCAGAUCUACCUGAACGACGGCACCCAGGUGAAGCCCGUUUCCCAGAGGGGGAGUCUGCCCGAGGUGCUAGGCUGCGCCCCCCCCGCCGCCCCGACCCACCGACGGUUCUCAGACCAGACCCACAACCAGACCCAGACCCACACCCAGACCCAGGGCCAGACCCAUGCCCAGACCCAGGCCCAGACCCGGGCCCUGGGCGGCGGCGUGCUGAAGGUGCGGGCGCUGUACGACUUUGCGGCGGAGGAGGAGGACGAGCUGGGCUUCAGCGCCGGGGACCUGAUCGAGGUGCUGGACCACUCCGACGCGUCCUGGUGGACCGGCCGGCUCCGGGGCCGCAGCGGCCUCUCGGGCAAGAAGGUCCACGCCACCUCCACCAAGAGGAGGAAGUCGGAGAGGAAGUACCAGGGCCUGUACUACUUCGUGGUCGUCCUCGGUUAUGCCAACAGCUGCGCCAACCCCAUCGUCUACGGCUUCCUGUCGGACAACUUCAAGCGGGGCUUCCGCAAAGCCCUGUGCCGCUCCACCAGGCGGGUGGAGAACCACGACCCGGCGGAGCUGCAGCCGCAGCAGCAGGAGGAGGGCCGGCGGGCGCUGAUGCCCCGGGAGAGCCUGAGGAGGGCCGUGCGGGCGGAGGAGGACGAGGACGAGGAGGAGGAGGACGUCUCGGAGAUGACGGAGAUCUACCGGAUCACGCAGAACGGGAACACCUUCCAGCCGCGGAGCUCCCAGCUCCCGCUGCUCCCCGAUACCGGAGCCACGCCGGGCGCCGGCGGGCAGGCGUCCCCCGAAAGGGCCGGGGAGCCCAGAGGGAAGGACCCCGCCGGAGGGUCCUCGCUGACCGUUCCUCUGCUUCUCAACGGUGCCAAAAACGGCAGCUACCAGGGCCUGUACUACUUCGUGGUCGUCCUCGGUUACGCCAACAGCUGCGCCAACCCCAUCGUCUACGGCUUCCUGUCGGACAACUUCAAGCGGGGCUUCCGCAAAGCCCUGUGCCGCUCCACCAGGCGGGUGGAGAACCACGACCCGGCGGAGCUGCAGCCGCAGCAGCAGGAGGAGGGCCGGCGGGCGCUGAUGCCCCGGGAGAGCCUGAGGAGGGCCGUGCGGGCGGAGGAGGACGAGGACGAGGAGGAGGAGGACGUCUCGGAGAUGACGGAGAUCUACCGGAUCACGCAGAACGGGAACACCUUCCAGCCGCGGAGCUCCCAGCUCCCGCUGCUCCCCGAUACCGGAGCCACGCCGGGCGCCGCCGGGCAGGCGUCCCCCGAAAGGGCCGGGGAGCCCAGAGGGAAGGACCCCGCCGGAGGGUCCUCGCUGACUGUUCCUCUGCUUCUCAACGGUGCCAAAAACGGCAGC
Messenger RNA from Menidia menidia (Atlantic silverside), 1878 nucleotides. NCBI's taxonomy places the organism in Eukaryota, Metazoa, Chordata, Actinopteri, Atheriniformes, Atherinopsidae. The record is from the annotation of a GenBank genome assembly.